UGCUCCGCGGGCUCGAGCAUGUUAACGAGCGACGUAAACAUGAGUUUCGUUGCAAGAUUGUUAAAAUUUUUGCCUGAACCGUCUUUCUUCAGAGAAAAUAAAUCAAUUAAAAUAAAACGGCUUUAUUGUGAUGUGAUAGAAGGUGCGUUAAAGCCUCUGCGGAAUGGAAGCUGCAGUGAAGUCGAUUCAAUUUGUGCUAAACGAACUCUCGUUCGGAUUGGAGUUGUGUACGACCUGGUGUACGCUUGUUUACACACCGGCGAAUGGCAUGCCGUUCCUCGCGAAGAAAGGGAGGUAUUCACCAUCGUUUGCUAUCUGCGGAUAAUUUAUAUGCUCAUUCAUUCCGCCGACUCAUUUGAAAAUGUUGGUAAUGCUAUUUUCAUAGCUGACAUCGGUAUAAUGCUCGGGUGUAAAGUUAAAAUUGAUAUUGAUGGCAAUGAAUGUGAUUUAUUAACCCAAGUAGCAUCAGUUCUUUCGGAAGGUAGAGACAAUCUGAAAGAUGCGCCGCCACUCAAAAAACUAAAGAUCGAUUCCGAUUGUUCUGCGGCAGAUAACUGCGAUGUUCCUGUUGUUUUUCAGCCCUCCGUGGAGUAUUUUGGCUCGGAGCACUACGAUAAACGGGAACCCCUAUUGCUCCGGGGUAUCAUCGAUGACUGGCCUGCGAUGCAAAAGUGGCACGACCCCAACUACCUUGUUGGGCUGGCAGGUGAACGAACUGUCCCGGUGGAGAUAGGCUCCCAGUACAGCAGCGAGGAUUGGUCCCAGCGGUUGGUUCGGUUUAAAGAUUUUAUCGUUGACAAUUUGAAUCCCGAAGGCAAGGAUGAUGACUCCGACAACGAGAACCGCCGCGCCUAUCUAGCGCAGCAUGAGUUGUUUGACCAAAUUCCAGAAUUGAGGAAGGACAUCCAUGUGCCGGAUUACAUCGGGAGAACAGAUGUAAAUCCACGGAUCAAAGCAUGGUUGGGUCCGAAGGGAACCAUCUCUCCGCUGCACACCGAUCCGAGCCACAAUCUGCUGUGCCAGGUAUUCGGAAGUAAAACAAUUAUUUUGGCUUCUCCUGAGGACACUCCGAAUCUGUACCCACACGAACAUUUCAUCCUAGCCAACACCUCCCGGUUGGACAUGAAGAACAUAGACUACGACCAAUUUCCGCUGGUUCGGGCGGUCAGACUGCGUCGGCUGGAGCUUCGCCGUGGUGAGGUUCUGUACAUCCCUCCAGGAUGGUGGCACUACGUGGAAUCUUUGGCGCCAAGUUUUUCGGUAAGCUUUUGGUUUGAGUAAGUAUAGUACAAACAACACAGGUUGUAUUUAGGUAAUAUAUGUAUGAAAUCUACGGUUACUACCAUCGACUCGACACCAGCUGUUGAAGGGCGGUUGAGAGCGCUUAAA
Molecule: messenger RNA, 1389 nt
Organism: Aedes albopictus (Asian tiger mosquito)
Lineage: Eukaryota; Metazoa; Arthropoda; Insecta; Diptera; Culicidae
Gene: JMJD5
Product: bifunctional peptidase and arginyl-hydroxylase JMJD5
Exons: 5
Coding region: 19-1281 (420 amino acids)
Cellular component (GO): nucleus
Molecular function (GO): histone H3K36 demethylase activity
Source: RefSeq, a predicted model, not a curated record